Dromaius novaehollandiae (emu) is the source of this 7177-nucleotide messenger RNA. It is a transcript of the gene GPR176, whose product is annotated as G protein-coupled receptor 176. Gene Ontology annotation, molecular function: G protein-coupled receptor activity. Lineage: Eukaryota; Metazoa; Chordata; Aves; Casuariiformes; Dromaiidae. Bases 957 to 2540 code for a protein of 527 amino acids. The record is from RefSeq and is a predicted model, not a curated record. The transcript is spliced from 3 exons. Gene Ontology annotation, cellular component: plasma membrane. Gene Ontology annotation, biological process: G protein-coupled receptor signaling pathway.
CGGCAGGAGCUCGUCCGCCCCCGCCCCCGCCCUUGGGGCCGCCGCCGCCGCCUCCCGCGGGCAGCCGGCAGUGUGCGGCGCGGCGCGGGCGCAGCUCGGCGGCUUUACUGGGAUGCGUGAGCAGGCACUGUUAGAGGAUUUGAGGAGCGCUGUGCUCGGGCGGGGGGUCCCCGGGAGGCCCCGGAGGAUGACACGGAGGGUUUUUCUGUUUCGGUGGAGGCUGGAGAGCGCUCUGGCUCGGAAUUGAAAAACGAAUUGGUUUUUCCUGAGAAGCAGCGCGUGCGCUGUGGAAGCCGUUGGACAUCCAUUGACUUCCUCUGGGCGCUCUGUGAGGGUCUUCUUGUUCCCAGGGGCCACACAGAGCAGGAGCCGUGGGAUUAAUUCAUUUUUCACGAUAGCAAAAUUGGUUGGAAUCAGCAAAGAGAGCUCUGGGAGAUUUGUCACUGGGAAAGAGAUGUUUUUCCUCUCUCGAGGUUGUGAAAAAAGCUAGUGCAAAGGCUGAGAACAGAGUGGGGGGCAGAGCUUGUGGUUCAUCAAGUUUUCCCAACCUAUUUCCAUGUACAGUGAAGGGGCGGCGUGUGUGAGAUAAGCAGGUGGGGUGAGGAGGAUGAGCUCUGGUGCGGGCUGCGCUUUCUCUCAUUCAGGUUUAUUGCAGUAAAAUAUGCUGAGGAAAUGCUGUGGCACUGAGAGAUGAGAAACAUGGGAGAACUAACAGCAAGGGAGAGCCUGCCGUAUUUUCUUUUUUUCUGUUCUGUGUAUAAUGAUUUAAGAGGCAGAAACAUGAAAAGCCAAGGCCGCUUUCGAGGACAUGCAGACGUGAAGAAGAUGCCUCCAAGCGUGGCAGACCAGGCUUCAUUCGUCAAAGCGUUUCCUUGCUGGGGGGCUCCCUUCGUCGCAAGGUGCGGGGUCAGUGAUGUGUGAUCCCUAGGCAGCAAGGAGAAGGAAGAAACCUUGCCAUGGGGCACAACAGAAGCUGGAUCUCAAAAAACCAAAGCGAGCAUGCCCUCUAUCAAGCUGUCACCAGAGCUGUGGAGAUCAGGAAUGCGUCUGCGGCACAAAUCGCGUGGAACAAGAGGAACGCCAGUGGGAUCGGUUCCUUGGAAACUGGGGAGUACAGCGAAGAGCAAACCUACAGGCACUUCACUACUGCCGUGCAAGUUGUCAUCUUUGUAGGCUCUUUGCUGGGUAACAUCAUGGUGCUGUGGUCAACUUGCAGAACAUCAGUAUUUAAAUCUGUAACAAACCGAUUCAUUACGAAUUUGGCCUGCUCUGGGAUCUGUGCCAGCCUGGUUUGUGUGCCUUUUGACAUUGUUCUUAGUGCCAGUCCACACUGCUGCUGGUGGAUCUAUACGAUGCUCUUCUGCAAAAUUGCCAAGUUUUUGCACAAAGUUUUCUGCUCAGUAACCAUCCUGAGUUUUCCGGCCAUUGCUCUAGACAGGUACUACUCUGUUUUAUAUCCCCUGGAAAGAAAAAUAUCUGAUGCAAAAUCCCGAGACCUGGUUAUCUACAUCUGGGCCCAUGCAAUAGUGGCCAGCAUCCCAGUAUUUGCUGUGACCAAUGUGUCUGAUAUUUAUGCCAUGUCCACCUGUUCUGAAUCCUGGAGUUAUUCCCUUGGUCUCCUGGUGUAUGUCAUCAUCUAUAACAUCACCACUGUGAUUGUACCAGUGGCUGUGGUAUUUCUCUUUAUGAUUCUUAUCCGCAGGGCAUUGAGUGCCAGCCAGAAGAAAAAAGUCAUCAUAGCUGCCUUAAGGACCCCUCAGAAUACAAUAUCUAUCCCUUAUGCCUCCCAGCGAGAAACUGAACUUCAUGCCAUGCUACUUUCCAUGGUUAUGAUAUUUAUUUUCUGCAGUGUCCCCUAUGUGACUCUGGUGAUUUACCGCACCGUACUCAAUAUUUCAGAUAUUUCAGUCGUCUUGUUCCUCACUGCCAUUUGGUUGCCCAAGGUCUCUUUGCUAGCCAAUCCUUUGUUAUUUUUAACUGUCAACAAAUCUGUACGGAAAUGCUUAGUGGGGACCAUAGUACAGUUGCACCGAAGGUAUAGCAGGAGAAACACUGUCAGCUCUGGUGGUGUUGCAGAUGCUAACCUGGACCCCAAUGUCCGUUCAGGGAGCCAGCUUCUGGAGAUGUUUCAUAUCGGACAGCAACAGAUCUUCAAGCCGACAGAAGAUGAGAACGAAACCAAAUCUAUUGGCUCUGGUGACUUUCAGCAGAAGGAAAUUCCUACAACCAGUUUAGAGGUAGAACAGACUUUAGUUCACAAAUUUAUACCACACACAGUUGCAGACUCUGCAGCUAAGGUGGCCCCAGCUGUGCCCACAGAAGCUGACAUGGCAAAUGACAAGUAUUCCAUGCAGUUUGGUUUUGGACCCUUUGAGUUGCCUCCACAGUGGCUCUCAGAAAACCGAAACAGUAAGAAGCGACUCCUGCCUCCUUUGGGAAAUACCCCUGAAGAGCUAAUCCAGACAAAGCAGCCCAAGUGUAAAGCAGAAAGAAAAGUCAGCAGAAACAAAGUCAGUAUCUUUCCCAAGGUGGAUUCUUAGCAAGAGCAGGAGCUAUAAGUGACAGAGGAAUGUCACCUUCUAUUAUAUGUGUGAUCCCAUGGAUCUUUGUUAUGCUGAAAUUUGUUACAGGCUAAUUUUUCAAGCUAAUUCAAAAAAACCCCCACAUAUAUUCAAGUGUUCCUUUUUAAUAUGUUUUCAUGAAAAUAAUAUAUAUACAUUGAUUCUUAGUUUUAUUUGUGAAAUACCUACAAUAAUACAUGCCUGAUUCACUUUCACAGGGUACUCAUGGCUUUGGGAACAAUUCCUGUACAAAUGAAGUAUGAAAAUCUGGCAGCUGGCUUGCUGGGAAGUUUCAUGUUCCUUUAAAAUGGACUGGGUAUCGUAGCAACUUAACAGGGAAGGCUCUAGGGAGCACCAAACAGAUGCAAAUUGGAUAGGUCCUAACCUCACAGAAAUGGACACAACAAGCCUUUGCACAUUUCAUUAAUGAAGUUAAGAUGGACAACUUUGUCUAUUAAAUCCAUUUCUCAUACCAGUGUUAAAAACAAAAGUUGCCUUUUUGCACAUUAUUACAGUUACCACAUAUCUGCCAAACAUCUAAACUUUUUUUAGUUUAAAAUACGCUAAUUUUGACUUAAAACUUCAGCAAAGCCAAGGAUACCCAAAUCUUCAUAUAUAUCACAAAAACUGAGAAAAGAAAAAAACAUUCUGAAAUACCAUUUGCUUUUUAAAAACAUAUAUUCUUGUAGUUAAAUAAAAGCUGGAUUGGAGACAAUACAAGACAAAUCCUGACCCCAAUGAGAAAGCAUAUAUCUGCCAAGGACAUGAAUAGAACACUUUGAUCCUGUGAUAAAAGUGUGAUGUAUGUAAUAGUGUAUUAUAAAUAACCAAGGGGUCAGCCUUGAAAUAGACUCUUAUCUGCUGUUGCACUCUGCUUGUUUUCUUAGGGGAAAGCUAGCAAAUGAAAGCAAUGGGUCAAAAAUGCUAAUAGCCUUGUACUGGACUGCUGAGUGAGGAAGCUGAUAAUGGACCCCAAAAUGUAAGGUUUGCUAAUGCUGUUGUUCACUGUUGUCAGAGGGAGGGAGGUGCGGUAGGAGGCUUUCCUUUUACCUUUGUAGAUAUAAGUACCAGUCAUCCUACUCCACUCAUCUCACAGACUGGUUACCCAGCGUACAAGACUUCCAAAUCUGGUGCCUAAUUCCUGUGUGAAUCCGAUUCUCGCUGUUUCUGGUAUCAGCACACCAGCCUUUUUAUGAGUGUUCAGGCAAUGCCUGGCAGCUUACCUCCCUGCAUCAUCACAGGCAUAUUGUCUUGUGUAUACUGAGUGUGAAUUUUAAACUAUAUCAGUCUGUCAGAUGACCUUAAAACUACUGCAACCCUGGCAUUUUAAUCCUUGUUCAGUUGCAAGUAGUCUUCCUCAUCUGCAUUCAUUGUUGUCACACUGGGUAGUUUAUUAAGAGUACAGUCUAGUAACAUCUCCUGUAACUUAGCCCUCUGGUGCAUGCCAGACCUUUACCUGUAAUUUAUUGCCUGCUUAUCAAAGUAGUUUGCUUUAAAGCAUACUUUUAAAAAAGACUAGGUGAAGAAUCUUGCCAAGUUCACGGUUACUUGCCAAGGUCACAGUUACUUACCAAAUCCAACUGAUUACUGUUAAAAGUGAGGAAAAAGUACUGCUGAAGCAGAAUUUGGAGGUGUACCUGUUCCUCCUUUGACAUAGUUGAAGAAAGUCAGCAGUUUCUGAUGGCUCCAAGAGCAAUGGAUUUCUACAAGGCAUUCAAAACAAAUAUUGUAAUAAAAAUGUAGAGAGAAAAAAAGAACCCUUCUAAAUUACUGUGUAAAUGAUGCUUAUUUUCCCCUUUCCUCUUUGGUUUCAGUGACCUUAUGCUAGUCCAAGGGGUCCUCAGCCUGGGAGUGAGGAGCAGUCUUCAAUGGGUCCAGAUGGGUGGUGGGAAUUCCCAGCUGUCCUGCUUCUUACGUAUGGAGAUGAGAAGGCAGACAUAUCUUGCCUGAAAUCAGACAGAAAGAAUAUUCCAGGAAAAAGCAUUCCUUCUAUGGCAGAGAUGGAGAAGUACCAUAGCAGAUACUUUUGACAAGCAUUGAUAAAAAUUAUUUUAAGAGAGUGUUUUGUUUUUCCCAAAUUAAUGAAAGAACAGAUUCUGUUUAAAAAAAAAAAAAAUCAAAAGCAAGCUAGGUUACAAUUUCCGUAGGAAUUCUGGUUAAAUUAAGGUAUUUCUUGCACACUUAAUGUAGAUAAAGGUCAGAGUCUCUGAGGAAUGUGGAUAAAUGGACACAGAUCUGAACUCCCUUUGAGGAAAACAAUCUUAUCUUAGUUUUCUCCCUUCCACCUCUCAUGUUGAAUGAAAUGCCAUGAUAAAUUCAAAGAGCCAAAUUCCAUAGAUCUACAUAGUCUUGUAUCUAGAAAGCAAUUUUUUUUCUAUGCCUUAAGAAUUAUAUUGGAAUGCAAUAGCUGUGAAUAUUUCAUUUUAGUCCCUCUUUCAAUAGUUUAUCCAUUUGAAUUUUUAAGAGAAGUGGGAAAAAAUACACAAAAGCACAUCUUUAGAAAGAAUAAUCUGUGCAAAAUUCAUAAUACAGCCACUACAGUAAAACUGUCACCAGAGAAAAGUAAUUCAGGAGACUCUUAAUGCAAUAUGGAGUAUUUGACUUGUGAAGUUUGACUUUAAGUUAAUCUAUGGCAGUGUCAUUAGUGCUGUCAGUUGCCUUGUGUUCAAACGAUUUCUACUGGGCAAAAUGCUCCCCAGUGGCCAAUAUGAAAAAAAUCUCAAUUAUCAAGACUUGUUUUCUCCUUUAUCAUCACACUGAAGAUAAGCAAAACUUAUAUUUUGUUAUGAUGAAUAUCACAGGUAUUGCUGCUUCUCUCCUGAAUUUUUGUGAGGGGAAGUGAAGUAUGAAGCAAAGCUGUGGGAAGAGAAGAAAGGAAAGCCUGGGGCAAUUUGGUCUGUGCAAAGAUAAUAUAAAGGAUAAAUCUUACCACUGAAGAAUACGCUUAGAGGAGCUCAUUAUUCUGGUUCUUAGGGGAGAAAAAUAGAAAACGGAGCUCAUAUUAAACAAAAGGAAGAAAUCCUUUAGAAAGGAGAACAAGACUAUGUUAAUAGUUGGUGGAGGCAGUAGGGAGAUGAUGUUAAUUUACCGUUACCAGAUAUUCUCCAAAUAUAUUGUUACAUUCAAAAAGAUUCAUGUAAAAAUUAAAACAAACAUGUAAAAUUGAAAUGAACAAACCCCCUUUUCCAGAAAGGGGUCUGUUUAUUCCCCUAACAUUUAGAGGAAUUAACAUAAUGAAAACUAGCUGUGUUUGUCCUGAUUUGAGUACUGGAACUGUUACAGUCUACCUUAAAAAUACUGCCUGUUGUAAAGAAAAGCUACUUCAGAUGAGAACAUAGAGAAUGUUCAAAAUACCAAAGACAAAUAACUGGGCAUUAAAGAAAGCCUUGAUAAUGUCAUCUCCAAUCUGUAUAAAAACAAUGAAAGUAGUGUUUUGCCUACCUAUUUGUGAAAUAAAAACAGCAGAUGUGUAUUAAAAUGCUGUUCAGCAGAGGACUAUAAAUAAAAACGGUACUAAAGGGAACAAGUUCUCUGUAUGGCCCCUUCCCGCCCCCCCCCCCCCCAUUUGUGUUUCUUCUUGAUUGGAUUAGGGAAAGAUGAAUAAAUGAAUUCUGUUACUAUGGUGACUAUAUUCUCAGUAUCAAGACAGCUUGUCUAAGUGUGCCUUCAUCAUGUUUUAACCUGUCUUUUAAGAUGAAAAGCACAUCUUGGAGUGCUUUUCUUGCUCUGCCCUCUCUAGACACAAGAGUUUUCUCCAAUUAAACCCCUUUUUAUCCCCAUUGUAUUUCAGAGAACUCUCUCAUUUAUCAUGGAACAAAACUGACCUAUUCCCAGAAAGGCAAAAAAGGAAAUCAUAUCCUUUUCUCUGCUUUUCUAGUUCAAACUUCACUAUAAUAACUUCACCUGUAAUAACACUUGAGAUUCUGUAACAUUUAAGGAUGUUUACGAAAGUUCAGUCCUCUCCUUAGAAACGAAGCCUCUCAUGCUCUGUUUUGCAAACCUUGCAAUCCUGCUGAGCUCAUUUCAGUUGCAUGGGGUACAUGUCAGGAGAGCAGCAUUGCCAGUUCUCACAGGGUUCUCAAGUUGGAUUGCUCUCAAGACCUGUCCCCAAAACUCUGCAAUUCUGGGAAUCUCCACUGUCAUUAAAAACAACUCUUCUGUUUCUAGGCAUUGUAGGUACGAAUAAAGUUGAGAUAGUUCAACCUAAGGUCUCUUAAACCAGAGAUGGAGGGACACAAUUUUUAAUUUUUAGAAACAUUUUAAAGAUUUCAUAAUAUUUUGAGAUUUCUAAAUGUUGAGGCACAUUGUCCCCUUAAGUGUUCACUACUUAAUUAUUCCUUUUUUUCUUUUUUGAGUGUUCUCCACAAAGACUGAAACCACAUGUAGGGGAGAAUGUCUCUUCAACAAACUUAGAAAUAUAUGAAAAGAAAAUAACAUACCACUUCCAGCAAAAAGAGAAAAGGUGAUACAUUGGAGAUCUUUUGCCUAAAGGCCGUGUUUGAGCCUUUGAAGCUGAGGUUCAUAUGGUGAAGGGAGUUUCUCUGCAUUCUCUGCUACCACUUUAUCAUUGAGUCCUGUAUUAAAAAAAAAAAGUUAGUACAUACACAACAUACUAA